This is a messenger RNA of Girardinichthys multiradiatus, 2869 nucleotides long. It is a transcript of the gene cers3a, whose product is annotated as ceramide synthase 3a. Gene Ontology annotation, cellular component: membrane. Bases 1086 to 2273 code for a protein of 395 amino acids. Gene Ontology annotation, biological process: ceramide biosynthetic process. The record is from RefSeq and is a predicted model, not a curated record. NCBI's taxonomy places the organism in Eukaryota, Metazoa, Chordata, Actinopteri, Cyprinodontiformes, Goodeidae. The transcript has 13 exons. Gene Ontology annotation, molecular function: DNA binding; sphingosine N-acyltransferase activity.
CUGAAAUAUUUCAGUUAGUGUGCAAUGAAUCUAAAAUAUAUGAAUGUUAAAUUUUCAUCAUUACAUUAUGGAAAAUAAUGAACUUUAUCACAAUAUGCUAAUAUUUUGAGAAGGACCUGUACUUGAAAAAUGCAGAACUAACCCACACAUAAAACACAUAACAUAAAACCCCAGAUAAAACAAAGCACCCAUGUGGUGUCUGAAAUCCUCUGAUCUGGGAAGAGUCUGUUACAAAACCAUAAGUUAAUGCUGGGAAGUCAUGAGGUCAGGAAGAAUUUGUGAUGAAAUCUGCUAAGACACUCCACUCAUAAAUCCUCUACUUGGAAAUUAGAUAUGGGCUUUAAACAUUUAGUGAUGUUUUACCCAGAAAUGUGUCAUAGUCAUGUGAAAAAGAUGGACCACCCCAUUAAAUUUUCAGUUCUUCCUAAAUAAAUCUUAAUGCAUCAAAAUCUGUGUUUUAAAAUAUAUUUCUGGACAAGAAAGAAGACUAACUUGUGUUGCUCAGUAAAUAAAAGAGUAAUAAAAGUGUCUCUGCUCUGCUCUCAAUCUAUAUCAUAGCAAUCAGUCUGUUUGAAUUCUGGGAAGAAAAGCUGUACCUCAUAUAAAAUUAUACAUUUAAAUGUAAUUCUACUGUAAUUCCACAUCUCGAAUUUGAUGAUUCGUCUGUGAGAGAACCUUCUCUUUUGUGCUUUAUCUGAAACACGGUCAGAGAGCAUUGUUAGAUCUCUUCAGGGCAGAAACUUGUGUGUACAGAUGCAGUUUGUUAGCUUACCUUGCUUCCUGGAGGGGAGAAAAAAAGCCCUUCCCAGGUCAUUGUAGCUGUGUUGGGCGUUACCUGAAGAAUGUUAUACAAAGAAAGUAUCUGCUGCUGGAGGGGGGUGGCACAGAGGAUUGUACUGUCUGCUUCUCUUUCCUACAGCAAACAUAAACAGCCAGCUGGAGUGGAAACAGCUGCCCUAACCUUCUGUGUUUGAUGGCUGUUAGUGGAAAGGUUUCCUUCCAUACUCCAAAAACAUCAUGUUAGGCUUGUAGGUGAUUCUGCAUUGACCUCAGGAGCAAGUGAGCUGCCUGGUUACAGAAGAGAGAUGUUUGACACUCUGUAUAAGUGGUUCUGGUGGGACAAACUCUGGCUGCCUGCUGAGCUGUCGUGGGCUGACUUGGAAGAUAAGGAAGGCCGGGUCUACGCCAAAGCCUCACAUCUCUAUGUCACAGUACCAUAUGCCUUUGGCUUUUUACUCGUCAGAUACCUGUUUGAAAGGUGGAUAGCAGCACCUCUCGCAAUCUCCGCUGGAAUCAGACAUCGAGUCCAUUUGAGGGUAGAACACAACCCCAUCCUGGAGCUCUUCUACACUACUCACAGUAGAAAUCCACUUCAGGCUGACAUCAAUGGGCUGUCUAAGAAAAGCAGUUUGCCAGUCAGACAAAUUGAACGCUGGUUCCGAAGAAGACGGCAACAGGACCAUCCCGGAGUCCUAAAGAAAUUCAGAGAGGCCAGUUGGAGGUUUGUUUUUUACCUGUCUGCAUCUAUAGGAGGAAUCACAGCACUUUAUGAUAAAGAGUGGCUGUACGACACUAGAGAAGUAUGGACAGGUUAUCCAAAGCAGUCCCUGCUGGAGUCUCAGUACUGGUAUUACAUCCUGGAGAUGAGCUUCUAUGGUUGUCUUCUCUGCAGUGUUGCCUUUGAUGUCAAGAGAAAGGACUUUAAGGAGCAGAUCAUCCACCAUUUGGCCACUCUGGUCCUUCUGUCCUUUUCCUGGUGUGCCAAUUUCAUCCGAAUAGGAACCCUGGUCAUGUUAGUCCAUGAUGCUUCUGACGUUUUCCUGGAGUCUGCCAAAUUAUUUAACUAUGCAAAAUGGGAGAAAACCAGCAAAGGUCUUUUUGUUGUGUUUGCCAUAGUGUUUAUGGUAACACGACUGAUCAUCUUUCCGUUUUGGUUGAUCCACUGUACCUGGGUCUACCCUGUGUACUACUACCCAGCCUUUUUUGGGUACUACUUCUUCAAUGUGAUGCUUGUGGUUCUUCUCUUCCUUCACAUAUUUUGGGCCCACCUCAUCUUCCACAUGUUCAGGAAGUUUUUGUUUGGCACACUAAUAAGAGACGAGAGAAGUGACAUUGAGGAUGAAGAAGGACAAGAGACUAGCCCAACGGAGGCUGAAGAUGUUGAACAACACAAGCCUUUCAAUGGAUCGUCAAGUGAUGCAGCGAAUGAGAAGAAUGGCUGCUUUGGUUUGUCUCCACCAAGGAACACCUGCUUGUCAAAGACUAUGUCAUGAGUUGGGCUGAAUAUAAUCGAUAGUGAACCAAAGGCUUUGCUUAUCAGGCGUCAUAAUGAACAAUGUGGGAAGCAGAGAUUUUUGACUCAUAAUCUGUUUAUUUUAAUAUUUUUUUAAAAGAUUUUUAUAUUAUUACCAGCUGACCUGCAGUGCAACUGGACCAUUUAGAUAUGUUUGGUGAUGUUGUGGAUCAGGGCCAGUUUGCCAGUUCAUAUCCCAUUUGCUAACCACAUAUCAUUUUGUCUCUUCCUAAUUCCAUUUUGUACGCAUGUUGCUCACAGUCCCUCUUAGUGGCGACGUUUGGAAUUGGAACGGCGGUCUCAUGGGUGCAGGCGGCGAUGGCAGGCUCCCGCGGUCGCUGCACAGAUCUAGUUGCACUGAGGUGCGAGGGCCUUCAACGCUCCUUGCAGCUUUAAUUAUUAAUGACAUUGUUCCACUUAUUCAUUAUGUUUACUUUCUAUAUUCUGUUUUAGGUUUGUUCUGUGAGAAACUCAAGUUUAAGCCUUUCUCGGAUGUAUUUUGAUGAUGAAAACCAUUUUUAAUGGAGGGAUGCUAAGAUAUUUUAGAUUAUUCUAAUAAAAAAGCGUUUGUGUGGA